UCUUUGUUUGGUGAAUCUGUUUGGCUAGGUAAUGGCGGCUCAAGAUGUGUGGAGUCGCCGAUUUCCAGGGGACUAGGAGGAGCUCCAUCUUCUUCUCCUCCUCCUCUUCCUCCUCUUCCUCCUCGCGAUCGCGAUGCUUCUUGGCGGCCAUCCGAGGCGCCGCGGAUAGAUCGAUCGAUCGAUCGAUCGCGCGCCUCCAAGCUGUUCUUAUUGGGAAUUUCGCGCAGAUGAGAGCGCUGGAGCUAGAUUCAAGCUAGAAGCUGCCGCGGCAGCAGCUAUUAGGGUAAGGAUCCCCCUAUGAGGCAAGCAUGGGAAUUUCUUUCGGCUGUUCUGCCUCGGGGGAGAGGUUAGUCUCCGCGGCUCGCGAUGGCGACCUCGAGGAAGCGCAAGCACUGCUCCAAUGCAAUCCCCGGCUUGCGAAGUACUCCACUUUUGGUGCCAGGAACUCGCCGCUACACUUUGCGGCAAUGCAGGGUCACAAUGAGAUCGUAACUUUGCUGCUGGAGCAUGGUGUUGAUGUCGAUACCAGGAAAUAUUGCGGCCAGACCGCAUUGAUGCAAUCAUGUCGGCAUGGUCACUGGGAGGUUGUCCAGACAUUGAUUCUCUACAAUGCAAACGUUAACAAAGGGGACUACCUUAACGGGUUGACGGCACUCCAUUUUGCCGCACUCAAUGGCCAUGCACGAUGCUUGAGGCUUUUGGUCGCGGACUACGUCCCAAGUGCUCCAAGCUUUUGGGGUCCACGAAGAAAUCUGUCCGUGCCAGACCAGGGCCCUGAUUGUGUAAGCGAAGAGACGACGUCUUUGAGAAGUUCUCUUUACAAGCUUAUCAACAAGACUGCUGACGGAGGAGUAACAGGUCUUCAUAUGGCUUCCUUGAAGGGGCACGCAGAGUGUGUGCAUCUGUUACUGGACUUGGGAGCCGACGUCUCGGCACUUACGUUUCAGUAUGAUACGACCGUCGACAUGAUAGGUGCGGGAAGCAGUCCUUUGCACUAUGCAGCUUGUGGAGGGAGCAUACAAUGUUGUCAGAUGUUGUUAGCGAGAGGUGCUAACCAUCUGGCAAUAAAUUGCAACGGGUGGAUUCCACAACAGGUUGCUCAGGUCUGGGGCCGGCAUUGGCUAGAUGGAUUGCUUGCACCGCGCUCGCAAUGUCCCGUGCAGCCACUUGGAUUGUCCCCGUUCCUGACUUCGCCUCUAAUGAGCAUCAUACAGAUUGCAAGAGAAUGCGGCUUGGGUGACAUGAGCAUUCUAGCGUCUGGAAUGGACUCCUGUGCCGUGUGUCUAGAGAAAAUUUGCACAGUUGCUGCAGAAGGAUGUGGACACGAACUUUGUACAAGAUGUGCUCUCUAUCUCUGCUCGAACGGCACGAGCAUGUCCGAUCCAGCGGGAGCUGUUCCGUGUCCGCUAUGCCGGCAAGGCAUCGUCUCCUUCAGAAAGCUCCCUUCGGCUUCGCCUAUCAAAGACCUGACGAGAUCGUCGGCACUGGGCCUCUGUACAACGUGCACGGUGGACGAGCCUGAAGCGCUAUUUCCAUCGGAGUUCUCCUGCAGGGCGGACAAGAGAAGCAGAGUUUUGCCGCUCUCCCCAGUCGGGAGGAGCGUUACGUGCACGGGAUUCUCGACUAUGAACCUCCCUUGCGGUAAAUAUGAUCCAGCUCUUGCUACUCCAGACCAGGCGGAGGCUCAAGAAACCCGAGAUCACCAUCCGGAGUGGUCACUAGAGGGAGGAUCUCACGAAGAAGCUCAAAUUCCAGCUUCAGCUCCAGCGCCAGAUCGAGCUACAACUCCUCGCUCCUUGUCCGAGUCGGCUCUGCGAUCGAAAUCGCCCAAGAGAGGCUGGCUCCAGGAUUUUGUAGCGUGGAAGCAAAAGCACAAUUGCUCCUCCAAGCCCACCUCGAGCUAGCGCCAAAAAUUCAAAUUUGAAUGGAAUAUUUCUAGGGUUAAGGUUUGGAGUGAC
Selaginella moellendorffii is the source of this 1958-nucleotide messenger RNA. RefSeq names its product probable E3 ubiquitin-protein ligase XBOS32. Bases 309 to 1904 code for a protein of 531 amino acids. NCBI's taxonomy places the organism in Eukaryota, Viridiplantae, Streptophyta, Lycopodiopsida, Selaginellales, Selaginellaceae. Gene Ontology annotation, molecular function: protein binding. The record is from RefSeq and is a predicted model, not a curated record. The transcript has 10 exons.